Coffea arabica (coffee) is the source of this 2013-nucleotide messenger RNA. NCBI's taxonomy places the organism in Eukaryota, Viridiplantae, Streptophyta, Magnoliopsida, Gentianales, Rubiaceae. The record is from RefSeq and is a predicted model, not a curated record.
AUGCUAAACCCCAAGAAGUGCAUUUUUGGGGUCACUUCGGAAAAAUUUUUGGGGUACCUCGUCUCAAGACGGGGUAUAGAGGCAAAUCCUGAUAAGGUGCAGGCCAUUCAGGAGAUGUCCCCACCUCGGUGUAUCCGUGAUGUACAAAGGCUCACGGGACGACUGGCAGCUCUGAACCGAUUCUUGUCGCAGUCGGCAGCCAAGGCACUGCCCUUUUUCAAGAUUCUGAAGAAAGCUGACAAUUUUUCCUGGACCGAAGAGUGUCAGCAGGCAUUUGAGCAGCUCAAGAACUACCUUCACCACCUCCCAACGCUCACCUCGCCUCGGCCCGGGGACAAGUUGGUAUUGUACCUCUCUGCCGCGGUCGAGGCCGUGAGCGCCGUGCUCAUAAGGGAGGAAGGGGUACAAAUGCUCGUCUACUAUGUAAGCCGGGUCCUCCGAGGUCCCGAGACCAAGUACACCCUAGUCGAGAAGCUUGUGCUGGCCUUGAUUCAUGCAGCCCGCAGGCUCAAACCUUAUUUCUUGGCUCAUCACAUUUGCCUGAGGACUAAUCAGCCACUCCGGCAAAUCUUGACCCGGCCAGAGGCUUCGGGACGCCUCACGAAAUGGGCUAUCGAGUUAGGAGAGUACGACCUAUCAUAUGAGCCCCGCACAGCCAUCAAGGCCCAGGCCCUUGCGAAUUUCUUAGCCGAGCUCACAUUUGAUGAGGUGAAGGAGCCCACCCCAGCUACCACCCCGGUCACCGCUGACCCUCAGCGGUGGAUUCUGCAUGUGGAUGACUCAUCUAACAGCCAGGGUAGUGGAGCAGGAUUGCUCCUCGAAGACCCCCAAGGAGAGGCGUGCUCAUACGCACUGAGAUUUAAUUUCGCUGCUUCUAACAAUGAGGCCGAAUAUGAAGCAGUCAUUGCCGGCCUGCAACUAGCCCGUAAGCUUGGAGUUGCUCACAUCUUGGUCUACAGUGACUCCCAGCUCGUCGUGUGCCAAGUACUGGGAGAAUACGAGGCCAGGGAAGAGGUGAUGCAUCGUUACCUCUCUAAAGUCCUCCAGCUGGUGGCACACUUCGAGUCCUUCAAAAUCCAAAGGAUACCGCGGUCCCAAAACAGGAGGGCUGAUGCCCUCUCCCGGCUCGCUUCCACUUCCUUUUCUGACCUGAACAAAACGGUCCUUGUAGAAGUAUUAGCCGAGUCAGGGUACGAAGAAGAGGUCGUGUAUCUCGUCUACCCUGGAGACACCUGGAUGGGACCUCUGAUCCGAUUCCUCAGCCGGGGAGAGCUCCCCGAGGACCGAGUUGAGUCGAGAAAGCUACAACGUAAGGCAGCUCGGUACGCUAUCCGGCAAAAUCUCCCAUACAAAAGAUCUUACCUCGGCCCAUGGCUGCGGUGUAUCACGCCGGAAGAGGGGGAGAGGAUCCUUCAAGACAUACAUGAGGGACUCUGUGGUGCUCACGUCGGCUAUAGAAUGCUCGUUAAGAAAGCUUUAUUGCUCGGGUAUUUCUGGCCCACCAUGAGGGUGGAUGCUCAGGUCAUGGUCCUUAGUUGCCCCUCUUGCCAGCAUCAUGCCCCUGAGCACCACCAGCCGACCAACCUCAUGAUCCCUAUCACCUCGCCAUGGCCAUUCGAACAAUGGGGAACUGACAUCAUUGGUCCAUUUCCUAGGACCCCAGGCAAUCAUGCCUACGUGGUGGUAGCAGUGGACUAUUUCACCAAAUGGGUCGAAACCGAGCCCCUGAGGACCAUAACCGGUUCGGCAGUCCAGAAAUUCUUCUGGAAGAACGUGGUUUGUCGCUUCGGCCUACCCCGUGUGGUCAUCUCGGAUAACGGCCGACAGUUCGCCGACAAUCCCUUUAAGGUGUGGUGCGAAAAGUUGGGGAUCAAGCAGUAUUUCACUUCGGUUGGACACCCUCGGGCAAAUGGACAGGCUGAAAACUUCGACUGCACCCUACUCCAUGGCCUCAAAACCAGGCUGCACCGAGCUGGGUCAUCAUGGAUGGAAGAACUGCCUAGUGUUCUGUGA